AUGUUGUUACCUAUUCACUAUCAAGUAUCGUCGAGAAUAUCAACACAAGAAGUCACUAUCAACACUUCCAUCAACAUCACCAUUGAUGCCCUGCGCGAGGUCAUCCCGCACGUGAAGCGCGAGCGGAAGCUGUCCAAGAUCGAGACGCUGACGCUGGCCAAGAACUACAUCAUGGCGCUGACGAACGUGGUGUGCGAGAUGCGCGGCGAGGACAAGCCGUACCAGCUCUUCCCCAACAGCUCCUCCUCGCCGGCGUCCUCCACGGGCAACAACGGCGGCGAGUCCCCGACGGCCAACGGCAACACCUCCUGCUGCUUCCCGGCGGCCAACGGUGCCUCGCCCACCUCCGCCGCAACCAACACUUCCCCUUCCACCACCAGUCUGCACAGGGACGCCGAGCUCUACUGA
This is a messenger RNA of Penaeus vannamei (Pacific white shrimp), 408 nucleotides long. The record is from RefSeq and is a predicted model, not a curated record. Lineage: Eukaryota; Metazoa; Arthropoda; Malacostraca; Decapoda; Penaeidae.